UAUUCUAGUUGAUGAUUUUCAAUUUUCCUUGUUUUGUUGUUUAGGAAGAUCUGCUCCUCGUCCUGCCCCUCGUGCAGCCCCUCGUCCUGCUCCAGCCCCAGUACACCAUGCUCCUCCACCAGCUCCCAUGCAAAGUAGCGGUGGUGGAUCCAUGCUUGGUGGUAUUGGUUCUACCAUAGCUCAAGGGAUGGCCUUUGGUACUGGAAGUGCUGUGGCACACAGGGCUGUAGAUUCUGUUAUGGGUCCACGCACUAUUCAACAUGAAACUAUUGCUUCCCAGGCACCUGCUGCAGCAGCUCCAACAACCAGCGGUGCUGGUUCAGAUGCUUGCAGUAUGCAUUCUAAAGCAUUCCAAGACUGCAUCAACAGCUCUGGAAGUGACAUUGGCAAGUGUCAGUUCUACAUGGACAUGUUGUCCGAGUGCAGGAGGAACUCAAUGCUGAAUGCCUAAGCUUGUUGGCUGGGUAUCAAAAGAC
This is a messenger RNA of Lycium ferocissimum, 476 nucleotides long. RefSeq lists its product as uncharacterized. NCBI's taxonomy places the organism in Eukaryota, Viridiplantae, Streptophyta, Magnoliopsida, Solanales, Solanaceae. The transcript has 4 exons. Bases 128 to 451 code for a protein of 107 amino acids. The record is from RefSeq and is a predicted model, not a curated record. Gene Ontology annotation, cellular component: mitochondrion; nucleus. Gene Ontology annotation, biological process: mitochondrion organization.